Molecule: messenger RNA, 372 nt
Organism: Tribolium madens (black flour beetle)
Lineage: Eukaryota; Metazoa; Arthropoda; Insecta; Coleoptera; Tenebrionidae
Gene: RpL29
Product: 60S ribosomal protein L29
Exons: 3
Coding region: 121-330 (69 amino acids)
Biological process (GO): cytoplasmic translation
Cellular component (GO): cytosolic large ribosomal subunit; ribosome
Molecular function (GO): structural constituent of ribosome
Source: RefSeq, a predicted model, not a curated record
AACCUAACAAAUAAAAUCCCCAUAAUUGGUACCACGUGUUCGAACAUAACCUUUCUUUUUCCAGCCAUCUUGGAAGCUUGUUUGUCGUGAUAAUUUAGCGAAUUUUCUUGAUUUCGAGACAUGGCCAAGUCGAAGAAUCACACAAAUCACAACCAGAACCGCAAGGCCCAUCGUAAUGGGAUCAAAAAACCGAAGCAGUUCCGUCACGAAUCGACCCUUGGGAUGGAUUCUAAGUUUUUGAAAAACCAGAAGUUCUCAAAAAGGCACAAUUUGAGUACAGCUAAACAGCGUCUCCGUGCCCAGGAAAGGAAGGCCAAAGCCAAGAAAUAAUGUAAUAAUUUGACUUAAAUUACAUUUAAUUAUAAAAACACA